AUGGCGGACAAAAUCAAUAUGUCGCUCGAUGACAUCAUCAAGCACAAUCAGAAAGACAAAAAGAAGAAUAACGGAAACUCCCAAAAGCCGGGAACCAGCAACAAAAACACUGGAAAUAAGGUGAGGUUCACAAGUAAAAUGAAGUUUAACAAUAAUGUUUUCAGAACGGUGCCGGAGCCAAGAAAGCUCGUGUUGGAGCUGGUCGUAGAGCGCCACCGGCUAAAAAUGCUCGCGUUGUUUUGGCGAACAAAGUUCUGAAAAAGUCGAAGCUGAUUGCUCGCCGAGCGAACGCUGGAGCUGGAGCACAGAGACGAGUCAUUGGGGCCCGCGGAAGGCCGGCUGCUGCUGCUGGAUUGAACACCGUGGCCACCAAGAAACUGGUGAACAAGCUCGUCAAGGUAGGGUACAUUCGCGUGCUUUUGGCGCUAAGUUUUACAUUUUCAGAACGCCCUUCGCAAGAGAACGAACAUCACGACUGCCCAAGUCGUUCGCAAACGAGGAGUACGUUUUUCCCUACUAUUUGUGACCAGAAUUCUGUGCACGAGCUGAAACAUAUAAUGGAUGAGAAGAAACAGAAAAUCCGAGCUCCAGAAUUGAGAACAUUCGGUCAAGCGUAGGAUUGUGAACGGCUAUAAAUCGGGUCGAGAGUUUUGCCAUGGGAAGGCGUCUCUCGUGUCGCGUGAGCAACGUCAUCGAUCACGUUUAGCUCUGCUGAAUACUCGCGAUGAAUAGUUGGAGGCAGAGGCCCACUAUUGAAAACCCGAUAUAAAGCCAAGAAAACGGGGACAUUUCUGAAAUUGUCGGCUUCUCUCGUACACCUGCUAUCGUCGGCGUGUUCUUGCUCUCGCAUCGAGUUCUCAGUUCUUGACUGGAGGUGAGCUAAUUGAUUUCAGGGUGUUGCCGCCUCGACUCUCGCCGCCAGAAGGAACCUCGCCGUCAGACGAAACGUCAUUGCUCCACCAGUCAGAACUGUCAUCCAGAGACCGACGGUCGUCAGAGCUCCGGUUCGCACCGUCGUUCAACACGUGCAGCCUGCUCCGGUCCGCGUCGUCCGCGAGAUCAUCACUGCUCCACAGAUUGAUACGCGUGUCAUCCGCAGAGGACCACCACCACAAUCUCGCCGAAACCGUCAGCCGCAGCAACAGCGUACCGUCGUCGUUCAGCAGGUGCAGCAAGGAAGACGUUUCCGUCCGAACAACAACAAUCGCCGCAACGACCGACCGACUGUCAUUCGUCGCCAAGUUGUUCAGCAAGCUCCAAGACGUGCGCAAGUGGCUAGACCGCAGGUAUCCAACUUCAGCCCGUUUGUAUAACAAAACAGUCAAUUUUAAGUACGAACAAGUUGUGCAGAGAGUGGUUCAGAGAGUCCCUCAUCAGCAGCAGCAGCAAGGAAGAAAUGUACGAUUCGUGAAUUCGGGCAACAGACCGAUUCAGAGAAAGACUGUUGUGCAGCAGGUAUUGAUACUUUCCGAUUUCGUGCUCCUUCUUUCAUUGUUUUAUUUUUGCAGGCUCCUCGCUAUCAGCCAGUCCAGUAUGUGACCGAGCACUUCGUUCCCUCUCGCGGACGCGGAUUCCGCGCAUUCUAA
This is a messenger RNA of Caenorhabditis sp. 36 PRJEB53466, 1586 nucleotides long. NCBI's taxonomy places the organism in Eukaryota, Metazoa, Nematoda, Chromadorea, Rhabditida, Rhabditidae. The record is from the annotation of a GenBank genome assembly.